GAGGGCUCAGACCGGCUCCGACACGGAAAAAGUAGGCUGUGGCCUGUUCUAUGCUAUCCCACAUUCCACAGGGAAAACCUCAACGUGAGUCAUAGUGGUCCGAUUUGAAUACAUUGAAGUACAUAUCAUGCUGACUUUUGUUGCCUAACUUUCGUGGAAUGGAUUUGAGUCAUGUUUAGUUUGAGCAAAUAGCGCUCAAUUUAAGUAUUUACAUGAAAGGGCGUCACUCGCAUCAGUAGACUUAUGUGAAACAAUUAGAAAAUUGUGGACUUUAUUUUGUUUGCUGAAGACUGGACGUGUGGGUUACCACGCGUUGUAAAAUAUCUUGUCCCGUUAAGAAUUUAGGGUGGUAGUGUGGGGUACAUGGCCCUCUGAGGAGCAUUUAGUUUGAAGUAAUGUCGGUCAGAAUCCCGACAAUGAGUGUGCUUCCUCCUGUUCGAAGGGACCGCAUCAUCGCCCAGCUCCCUCAGUGUUUCUGUGAAGAAGCUGCUCUUCACACUAAAGACGGCUUCCACACAAAAGUGAAGACUGCUUGCCAGGAGCAACGCACUGGCACUGUAGGUCUCUGUGUAAAAUGUUCAUCCAGUAGGUUUAAGAUCUCCAAGGUGAUUGUGGUUGGUGACCUUGCUGUGGGGAAAACCUGUCUGAUUAAUAGGUUUUGCAAGGAUGCUUUUGACAAGAACUACAAGGCAACGAUCGGUGUUGACUUUGAGAUGGAGCGUUUUGAGGUUUUGGGUGUGCCAUUCAGCUUACAGCUGUGGGACACUGCAGGCCAGGAGAGAUUCAAGUGCAUCGCCUCUACAUACUAUAGAGGAGCUCAAAUUGUCAUCAUUGUGUUUGAUGUGAAUGACGUCGCCUCCUUCGGCCAUACCAGGCAGUGGCUGGAGGACGCUCUGAAAGAGAACGACCCUACAAGUGUUCAGCUCUUUCUCGUUGGCACAAAGAAAGACUUGAGCUCUCCUGCACGGUACUCUCAGAUUGAGGAGGAUGCAAUCAAACUGUCGCAGGAAAUAAGUGCAGAAUACUGGGCAGUAUCGUCACUGACAGGGGAGAACGUGAGGGAGUUCUUCUUUCGUGUUGCAUCGCUGGCAUUUGAAGCCAAUGUUCUGGCAGAGUUAGAGAAAAGUGGAUUGAGGAAGAUUGGCGAUAUUGUCGAAAUUAACAGUAAUUCCAAAAACCCGAAUUCAGCAUCGAAGAAGAAACAGCCCAACUGUUGUCAGUAGAGAGAAGCACCAGUGAGAUGAUGGUACUGUACACAAGCCAAAGGGAACAUUUUCCCAAGUCCAAACGUGAACCUGAGAUCCCCUCUACCACUCCCAAACACAUGGAAUGCUGCAGUGAGAGCUGACAGCCAGAACAUUGGGGUUUGCUUUCACAGACAUUCAAACUGAAUUUGUGCUGGCUUGGGAAAGAAUAGUCCUCAGUUGGAUGUGGUUUCCUGUGGUGCUGCUUUUUCAUCUUGCCCAGUUAUGAUCCAUUCAUUCCCUGGUGUUAUUACGCUUUCUAGUAUUUCAGUGGUCUUUUCCUUGUGGUAUGGCCGUAAAAGGCAUAUGGACAAUUAUUAUUUCUUUGAAACUAAAAUGUAUAACAGCAUUGCUUUGUAUUAGAAAAGUAUCUGCACAAUUGUAAUAUUUUGCUUAGACACAAUAUUUUAAUAGCGGCACUGGGAGAGAUCAGCAUAAUUUAUAGAUUUUCAAAUGUUCUUCAAGGUACCUUUUUAGUUCAGUUGAUUUUCGGAUCAAACAUAUUGUUUUAAUCACUUUUAUACCAACACAUUUUUACUGGCCAAAUACAUCAAUAAAUAACUUGUAUACAGUUCCAGUACAACUUAUUCCAAAGUAAUGUUUUUAUAAAAGGUACAGUAUAACAUUGCUUAAUUAGACU
This is a messenger RNA of Osmerus eperlanus (European smelt), 1884 nucleotides long. RefSeq names its product RAB34, member RAS oncogene family a (gene rab34a). NCBI's taxonomy places the organism in Eukaryota, Metazoa, Chordata, Actinopteri, Osmeriformes, Osmeridae. Bases 396 to 1223 code for a protein of 275 amino acids. The record is from RefSeq and is a predicted model, not a curated record. The transcript is spliced from 11 exons. Gene Ontology annotation, cellular component: phagocytic vesicle; Golgi cisterna. Gene Ontology annotation, molecular function: GTPase activity; GTP binding. Gene Ontology annotation, biological process: phagosome-lysosome fusion; Golgi to plasma membrane protein transport.